Penicillium cataractarum is the source of this 1974-nucleotide messenger RNA. RefSeq names its product nucleoporin NDC1. Gene Ontology annotation, biological process: spindle pole body localization; nuclear pore organization. Gene Ontology annotation, molecular function: spindle pole body-nuclear membrane anchor activity. The transcript is spliced from 3 exons. Gene Ontology annotation, cellular component: spindle pole body; nuclear pore transmembrane ring. NCBI's taxonomy places the organism in Eukaryota, Fungi, Ascomycota, Eurotiomycetes, Eurotiales, Aspergillaceae. The record is from RefSeq and is a predicted model, not a curated record. Bases 1 to 1974 code for a protein of 657 amino acids.
AUGGCCGCCGCUACCCAACCCCGGCCAUACCGGCGAAUCCUCACCUCGGCGUUGCACCGGCGGUUUGUCCAUGCAUCUGCGCUCUCUCUACUCGUCUGCUAUGUCGUCUCAAUCGCAAUUGGCGACAAGACAUCCUUUUUCUGGACAUGGUUCCCUAUCGGUCUGUGCGGGCUCCGCGCCGUCAUGAUCUUCCUUUCAGUUCUCCUCGUAUUCGUCCUCCGUGUUAGCCAGAUGCACUUGGGUCCCAGAACAACGCCGUCGUCACUCAGCACCUUCCGAUACUUGUUCCCCCUUCAAGUUGCGCACACCUUCUGCUGCUAUCUCUUCUCGGCUUGGUGGUUUACUGAGUUGUAUCUCUGGUCCUCCUCGAAGGAGGCGCAGCUGGAUAUUGUCAAACGGGGCAGAUCACACGAGAGGCCUCUCCUCAACGAACGCCCCAUUUACAUUCAUACCUAUCACCUGCUCUUGGCCUGCGCCCAGGCUACGGCCCACCUCUACUACGAUUACGAUCAAAUCCCCGUCCCCGUCACCCUACGAUCCACGAAGUCCACCGACCAGCGCACACAUCAGGUUCUGCCGACCUCGAAAUACAUCAAGAGUGCCCUCCCGCAGCGUAUCAAGUGUGGCUUGAUGAUGAGCGUGAUUGUCGCCGGAGCUACCCCGUUCCUCUACCUUAUAUUCCUACGCCAGAGUGCUUGGAGUUUGUCUUUGUACUUCGCCAAGCUCAUUUGGAGCUUUUCCCGCUCUGCGGCUCAGCCUGACACGUUCUUCCCCCCUGGGUUCGGACCUCUGAUCAUUCGUUCUCUCAUUUCAGGCUCUUUGCUGGUUCUCAGCUGGCAAUCAGCCAAUCUGUUUUUCUCCGUUUUCCUCGGCAAGGAACCUCUGAAGCGCGGGCAGCCCCUCACGGCAGAUGCAAAGGAGCCAAAUGCCAGUCUAUUGUCAGGUCUGAAGGCCAAGAAGCCCAUUGUCAAGGCAUUUGCUCUUUGGGAACUUGGUCUUAUCAGCCAACGUCAGCCUGAUCGCCGGAAGACGAUCUUCAAUGAAAUUGAUGGAGAUAACGGCUCCACUUGGAGUCAGAUUCUGGUUUGUGCGAAAGAAGAAAUCCAGGGAAUUAAUAACCGGAUCGAAGCCCACAAGGCUCCUAAGCCUGGUGCUAAACCUGCUGGACAACCAAAUGGUUCCAAGCCUGAACUACACACUCUGCCACGGCUGACAGAUGCGCCUAAGGAUCAAAAUGUUUUCGCAACGGCACCAAAGGCGACUUCUCGCCAUGAGAAGUUUGGCGAGGCUUUCGGCUCAACGGCCAAAGCAUAUGGACAGUCGCCAGACUGGACACCCACGGCGCGGGCUCGUGCCCGAGAGGUCUUCGAUAGGGCUUCUACAGCAAUGCUCAGCCCAGAGCGAAAGCAAAAACUACUAGCUUCCACCCAGGAGUUGAAGCGCCUUACUGGUGGCCCUUCCACAACUUACAAGCCUGAAGACGUGCAUCCCAUCAUCGGUCAAGUUCUCCAAUGGUGUCGGCCGCUGCGACAAACAUAUGCCCAACGAGCAUCGAGUGUCGUCUUCGGGUCUCCUGAAUCCUCCUUCACCUCCAUCGUGGAUGCCGUUGAUUGCUUGACGCGUAUGCUGAUUGCUAGUCUCGAUGAAGAUCAGUACGGCAAAGUCCAGACUGAUGUUCCAUCGGUGGUUAGCCUAUUUACCCAGACUAUCAUGACCCUCGAUGCGUUUGUGCACCAGGGUGGACUUGAUGCACACUGGACAGACGUCAAAUUCCCUCCCUCUAGCCAGCCUCAGGCGCAAGCAGAAGCACGCAAGAUUCCCGAAGUGGAGUUGGUGCUCGAUACCCUGCAGAGCGGCCUGCGUGACCUUCUGGAGGCAUUCAAGCCUUAUCUGCGGGAUAUUGGUGUCACUGGCAAAGACCUUCGUCUCGCGAAGGAAGCAGCUGGUAUUGAGGAGGAUGAGUUUGCUCUAUGA